Molecule: messenger RNA, 921 nt
Organism: Amphimedon queenslandica
Lineage: Eukaryota; Metazoa; Porifera; Demospongiae; Haplosclerida; Niphatidae
Exons: 3
Coding region: 57-728 (223 amino acids)
Source: RefSeq, a predicted model, not a curated record
GAGCAGGUGUUGUGUGUUUAUCAUUUCUUCUCUUCGUCUCUUUCUCUCCCUGUUCAAUGAGCAACUGCCCCUGCAAUUAUAAUGAGCCCAUGCUUUACGACACCAGUUGCUCUCCCUUACCAAACAAUACUGCAAUAGUAGGUACUGCCAAUAGCAGAGUCACCUGUUGCACUGGAUCUGACAAUAUUAGUGCAGUUUGGGUUGAUCCUUUUGGUUUUGAUGUUCCUAGUUCAAUGAAUAACCUAGUAAAUGCACACAAUCCAGUUCAAUUGGAUAUCAUUGGCAGUAUUACUGUGGAACACUGUUCUUCUCGUUGUGGUGCUUACAGUUGCAGAUUAGUAAUAAAUGCUACACAAGAGGAGGUUGACAGAUUAUUUCUUAUUGUUAAGAGCAGCAGUGACACCAUUGGACUACCUAAUGUAACAAAUAUUUCAUUUCAAGUUCUAAGUCUACAUCGUCCUCUUUCUGUUUCUCUCUCAUUUAACUCAACUGCUCUACCUCCUACUCACGUUUAUUGGUCAACACCUUCAAAUUAUCUCAAUCAAAGUCAUUACUCUCGCCUUUUAAAUGCUGCAGAAGUUAUAUAUAGCAAUGUGUUACUAAUAAUAGAUAUCUCUAGUCCAUCUGAAGCAGCUGGACUGUAUACAGCUAAUGUCAGUACUAAUGGGGAGGAAUUCACAUCUUUAAAUAUUAGUCUUGCGGAUUUAAUAAGACACAUGCUCUUAUAAGAUGGAAAAAUGGAGACAUUGAUAAUAAUAAUCAGAUUAUUUAUAUUUAUAACAAUGAUACAGGUCAAAACGUGAGCACUACUAAUGACUUUUAUUAUUAUCCAAUCAGUGACAAUUCGUCUUACAAUUUAUUACUUUAUUCAACUGAGGAUCACCUGCUCCCUAGUGAGAUGCAGUUGGUGAAUUUUGUGAC